Molecule: messenger RNA, 550 nt
Organism: Rubroshorea leprosula
Lineage: Eukaryota; Viridiplantae; Streptophyta; Magnoliopsida; Malvales; Dipterocarpaceae
Source: the annotation of a GenBank genome assembly
AAGGGUGGGCCCAUUAGCCCCUCCAUCUCAGGGCUUCGGCCUUUUGAAUAAUUGGGGACUUGGGGUCCAACGUUGCGUGCAACGGAACGAACCGUGGGUAGCUCAACUGGCUUCACUGUUCUGGUUUGUUCUCGUUAAAGCCUAAUGGGAGAGGAAGGAACACCAGGUGUUUGCUAUAAUGCCUGUGAGAAAGAAAGGUUGGAAAUUGAUGAAGAGGGUCAUUCGUUCGUGUUUUUCAUAAAAAAUGAUUGUGUGUUUGUCCAUCCUGUGGAAUUUGUGCCUGGGGACCAAUUGCUUUUGGGGCACAAAGUAAAGAGGGGAGAGCCUGACAAAACAGAAGUCCAUCAUUUCUGAAAUUUUGGAUAUUGAUUGCAAAUUUCAAGUUGCUCAUAAUUGCAAAUGAUCCUCUCCUCUAUGAAGAUUUCCAGGCAUGCAAAAAGAAUCCGUAGGUCUCCACUUCUUUCUUUGAAGCUUCUUUUCUUGUCUAAGGCUAUGUCUUUUUCUGCCCUUUAUCUUUUUUGGAAUGAACGAAUAGAAUGUCGUGAGUUUU